Molecule: messenger RNA, 2729 nt
Organism: Bactrocera oleae (olive fruit fly)
Lineage: Eukaryota; Metazoa; Arthropoda; Insecta; Diptera; Tephritidae
Product: multiple epidermal growth factor-like domains protein 10
Source: RefSeq, a predicted model, not a curated record
UCAACAAUUUAGUUACUCAACAACUUUCUGGAUGUGAUGAACGUCAGCUAAAUACACAACAUAAUUGUCAAUUUUUUAGUAAUCAAAUAAAAAUGCUACCCCAAAGUCUGCUAUUCUCCUUCGGUCUACUGAUCGCCGUUCCGCUUACAAUAGACGCCGCUUUACUCACUUGCAAUGUCCAGCUGGUGGAUGGUGUGGUGAAGAAGGUUUGCCGUAGACUCAAGUGUCCCGUUAAUUGCUCGAAUGGCAUCUGUAAUAUGCAAUUACAACGUUGCUAUUGUAACGAAGGCUACGAAUUCAUUGGGGGAUCAUGUGUACCCGUCUGUGAACCGCCGUGUGGCGAAAGCCAGCUUUGUAUUGCGCCGAAUAUGUGCGAAUGUGCAGAAGGAUAUGCUUUCCUGAACUCUAGGUGUGAGGCAUUUUGUAGAACACCUUGCGAUGACACACAAUAUUGUGCUGCGCCGAACACUUGCGCAUGCAUGGAGGGUUACAACAACGCAACCACUGGUGGCUGUGAACCAAUUUGCGUGACAGACUGCGGCGAACACGGACGCUGUAAGGCGCCAAAUUUGUGUGAGUGCGACGAAGGCUACAGUGUACAAGGGGACGGCGGAUGUGCGCCUAUUUGUGAUGCAGAGCUUUGCGCCAACGCCGAUUGUAUGGAACCAUAUAAGUGUAUCUGUCACGAGGGCUAUACGCUUAACUUUGACACCAACAAAUGUGAGCUUUUGCAGGAAAGCGAGAGUGAUGGGGAGUUGCAGUUAAUCGACGUGCGCUCUGGAUCUAGUUCGUUGCUUGUAAAUCAGACCAAUCAAAUUUCGGUCACAAAUAAACACCAGGGCGCAUGCAAAGAGGGAACCGAAAUGUAUAAAUCAAAAUUACGGUUAUUGCUAAUUCAAAUAGUUAUCUACACUCUCCUUUUUAUUGAACGCGGUCACGGCAAAACAAUGGAAACAAGAUGUAGAACAUUAUUAAAUAAAGGUAAAUCCCAGCAAAUAUGUCAAAGGACAUGUGAUGAAAAUUGCGUUGAUGGCAUUUGUGACUUCAAACCGAAGCAUUGCCUUUGUAAACAGGGUUACCAUCCGGAGAAAAACAAAUGCCAGCCGGAUUGUGCCGCAGGAUGUCCGGCCAAUUCAACUUGCAUCGAAGACAGUAAUAAUUGUCGCUGCAAUGAAGGUUAUACUCAAGACUCUUUCACUCAAUGCUCACCAGUCUGUAGUGUGGAUUGUGGCGAAACAAGCUAUUGUGCUGAACCAGACAUAUGUGCGUGUAAAAGUGGCUAUGCGAAUACAAACAAUGGUUGUAUGCCAAUAUGUUCGCAAGGAUGUGGCAAACAUGAGUAUUGCGGCGCACCUAACGACUGUCUAUGUAACGAUGGUUAUGCAAGGAAUACUGAAGGCAAAUGUGACCCCCAGUGUGGUGUGGAUUGCGGCGAGACCGCUUUUUGCGCUUCACCCAACCAUUGUGCCUGUAACGUUGGUUUCAUAGAAAGUAAAGAAGGCUGUCUACCGAUUUGCUCGAAAGGAUGUGGCGUUAAAGAGCAUUGUGCAUCACCUAAUAGCUGCGAAUGCAAUGAGGGUUAUACCAGGAACACCACCGGCCAAUGUUUACCCCGGUGCAAUAUGGAAUGCGGCGAGGCUAGCUACUGCGCUGGACCCGAUACAUGUGCAUGUAAAGUCGGUUACGAGCAAACCAGCACUGGCUGUGUGCCCAGUUGUCCUCAAGGUUGUGCAGAUCAUCAACAUUGUGCGGCACCUAAUAAAUGCGCUUGCAACAUUGGCUAUCAGCAAAUGUUACCUGAUGGCACCCAAUGUGAACCCAUCUGUGAUGCGGCGCUCUGUGGUAAUGCCACCUGUCUACGACCGGGUAUUUGUGAGUGUGCCAAGGGUUAUGUGCGACUCAAUGGCAGCAUUGAUUGUCUGCCUCAUUGUACGGGCGCUUGUGGGCCGAACGGUAUUUGCACAGCUCCGAACCGUUGUGAAUGUAUCGAUGAUUAUGUGCGCAUUGGCGCGACUUGCGUACCUCAAUGCAAAGUUGGGUGUGGCAUAAAUGCACAUUGCACCGCACCAGAUGUGUGUCAAUGCAUGGAAGGUUUUGAAAACAAAUCGCUCCACACAUUGUUACAACAUUGUCAGCCAAUAUGUGAGCAUGCUUGCCCACUUCACGCUUACUGCGCGUCGCCGAAUCACUGCAGUUGCAUCGCGGGCUACACUGUGAUCGACGAUCAGUGUGUGCCGCAAUGCAAAAACAAGUGUGGCGCUAACAGCAAAUGCAUUGCGCCCGACAGAUGUCACUGCGACAGCGGUUUUCUGGAGCAAGGCAGUAAAUGUUUGAGUUCGUCGGAAUUGAAAACAUGUAUGAAGGAAGUAUUAUUCAUUAGUAUGUAUGUUUCCUGUGAGACCGGUUCAUUUCUGAUAUAUUUGAUUUAUGGUGGACUGGUCGGUUUCGUACUAAUAUGCACGUUUGUCACCUACAAAGGUAUUCAGCACUUACGCAAAAGGGGUAAUUACAGGCAUCCUUCACCACAGAAUUUCAUAAUCACCUAUCAGCCGCGCAGUCGUGAAGACGACGAUGAGUUCACGAAUGCCGAUGGCGAUGUGGCAAGCCCUAGCUAUAGCCAGCCACCAGCCUAUAAUACGCUAACUAGAAAAUGUUAAAGAUAAGAAAAGCGACAAUGCAAUUUAAUUGCAAGUUAUCGCUUAAAUAAACUUAUUUCCUCAUUAAUGCAA